This is a messenger RNA of Rotaria sp. Silwood2, 2253 nucleotides long. NCBI's taxonomy places the organism in Eukaryota, Metazoa, Rotifera, Eurotatoria, Philodinida, Philodinidae. The record is from the annotation of a GenBank genome assembly.
AUGGAGCAAACAACUUUAUUGUCAUCAAAUAGUAAUACUAUUGAUGGACUUUUAACACAGGAUUAUAUUGUUGGUGUAAUUUAUGAUAAAGUAAAAGAUGUAUAUUUAAUGAUCAAUUAUCGACAACGCGGUGGUCUAUGGUUUCCAUUUAGUGAACGUCGUAAUAAUGAAACAUCAUUUCAAACAAUUAAGCGUCUAAUUGAUCCAAUUAUUAUUCAUGAUUCUGAACAAAUACAACUUGUUAAAGUUUGUUCAACCAAAACACUUCCGUUCAAAGGUCAUGAUGUUCUUUUUUAUGCUAUUGUACCUAAAUCAACUACUGUAAUUAAUAUAUGGUUAAAUGGAAAAAUUGAUGGAAUUGAUUUUGAACGACAAAUAAACACUUUACAAGCUAAUGUUAUUGUUUGGUUAACAACAAUUCAAUUAAAACAUAUAAGUAAAUUAUCACGAUUAUUAGGCAUAGAACCAUUAUCAUUAAAUAAACAAUUUAAAGAUAUAUUUCAUUCAACAAUAAAAUCAAACAAUAUAAAUAAUACUGUUAUAUUUGAAGAAGUUAAAAUUCCACAAAUUGAAACAAUAUCAAAAAUUUCACAUAAUAAUGCUGCUGAAACAUUACUUAUAUCAGCUAAAUUUACAUCAACUAUUCAAGAAAAACUUUAUGAAGAAUAUCAUAAUGCUGUAUUACCAUCUGAUUAUCUUAACAUAGAAACAUUCAAACAAUUAAUUUUAUGUAAAGGUUUGGAUUCUCAACAUAUUACCGAUUAUUUUCGUGCAUUUGAUUCAACACAACGAAAUUAUUUGACAUAUCUUGAUUAUUUACUUGGAUUAGCUGCACUUGAUCCAAAUACACAACAUGGUGGUGUACCAGCUGAACAACGCUGUCGUUAUAUAUUUCGCUAUUAUAAUAUAAAUAAUAAUCAACGUAUGACAUUUGAAGAGUUUAAAUUAAUGAUUAAAGAUAUCCAUAAAAAUAAAGGUGAAAAUUUAUCCAGUGAUGCAUUAAAUGAUGAAGCUUUACAAAUGUUUCGUUCAUUUGGAUUACGAUCAUCGGAUCAAACAUUAAGUUUAAUGGAUUUUUUAUCAGGUGUUGGUCAACUUCGAUUUCGUGGUACAUCGGUUUUAUUUCGAUUAAAUAUGCCUAUAAAUGAGUUUUUUCAACGGUCAUCAUCAUCAUUAACACCUAGUACAUUAAUAAUACCACCUUCAACUUCAAAUAUAAUAACGUCAUAUCGAACGUUAAGUACAAAAACAAUGACACGACGAUCAAGUACACAACAACAAAUAUCAAAUAUGUCCAUUGAUGAAUCUCAUCCAUAUGAAAUUGCCACGCAUAUUAUUAAAGUAAAAAAGACUGGUGUUGUUGUUAAUAUAACAUCAUUAUAUGAUUUGGACGUAGCAGGAGCUAUUAGUGGUAGUACAGCUUUGUUUUUUGAUGAUGAUAAUGGAAAAUUUGAUCGGAUAAAUAGUCAAAAUUGUUUUAAUCAACGUACUCAUGCAAAUGAAAUGCUUCAUGGAUUACGUUAUUUUGAACGUGGAGCUAAAGAAGAGAUAUCUAUUAUUUUUAAUAUCUUAGGUGAUUAUGUUGAUCGAGGACAAGAAGGUAUUGAAGUUGUUGCUUAUCUUUUUGCUCAGAAAGUUCUAUGUCCACAUAAAGUUUAUCUUUUACGUGGUAAUCAUGAAUUACGUAAUGUUCAAGAUAUGUUUCAAUUCCAUGGUGAAUGUCGUCGAAAAUUUGGUAUAGAUCUUGGUGAACAAGUUUGGGAAGAAAUUAAUCGAUGCUUUGAUGCCAUGCCUAUAUGUGCUCUUGUUGAUAAUCGUAUUUUAUGUGUUCAUGGUGGUAUACCAUCAUUAGAUAUAAAAAGUGAUUUUUUAAAAUUAGUUUCACAAAUUCCAUGUCCAUUACGUGAUCCAGAAAAUGAAUCACCACUUGCUUGGGAACUUUUAUGGAAUGAUCCAUUAUCAAAUGAAAUGCGUGAUUUAGAUAAUACAAAUAAUGACUUUACUUUAAAUGUUCGCCGAGGAACAGGAUUUUUCUUUUCAUCAAAAGCUUUAAAUGAUUUUCUUUAUCAAAAUUCAUUAUCUUAUGUUGUACGUGCACAUGAAGUUCAACAGCAAGGUUUUAAAGUUCAACUUAAUGGUCGAUUAUUAACAGUCUUUUCAUCUAGUCAUUAUUGUGGUGGUGAAAAUGAGGCUGCAACAGUUUUAUGUGAUUCAAAUAAACUUCGCCUCAUUCGAUUAGAUACAAGCAGUUAA